Molecule: messenger RNA, 1292 nt
Organism: Lactuca virosa
Lineage: Eukaryota; Viridiplantae; Streptophyta; Magnoliopsida; Asterales; Asteraceae
Source: the annotation of a GenBank genome assembly
CUUUUCAUCGCGAGAAGUUCAAUUACACGCUUAUUUUUCUUUCUUUCGUCAUCUACCCUCUUUCUCUCUCUCAAUUGUAACCUAAUUAUUCCUUUUUACUUCAAUCAUGCCAGAAUCGCCAUGAUCUUCUUACUUUUCUUCCUCCCUUUUGCUCUAAACCCAAUCGCUUCCUUCAAUCAACAUCAGAAAGGGUCACCCCAUCGAUUUCAUACAUCAAAUUGAUACAAGAUUAUUCUUCUUCCCCACUACUAUGUGUUCUUCCACGGACAACAGAAUCUUGCCUAAAUUGGAGUUUAAUUGGAGAAUUGUUAUGACAACGAUAAUAGGGUUCUUGGGUUCUGCUGCUGCUCUUUCUAAGUGUACCUUAUCUCUGCCUCACUACCAACUGGGCUCUUCUCCAUCGCAAGCAAUCAGGCCAUCAACCCUCUUUGAUCUCUCUAUCUCGACGGUGUUUAAACAAGUGGAAGGGAUUGAAGAAAUUUAUGAAUCCUUCAAGGUGGUGGUGGUGCAGAUUGGUUGCAGUUGGGCUGAAAUGGGUGUCCCUCUUUCAAAUCUCACUCCCAGUCUCCUUGUUUCAAAGCUCUGUUUAGGGACGAUGAGCAAAAUUCAUUGUCACAGUCCUUCAAACUCCUCGACAAAGCAUUCGACUCCGGAAUCAACUUCUUUGAUUCUGCAGAAAUGUAUCCAAUGCCACAUCAUGCAGAAACACAAGGAAGGAGCGAAGAAUACUUUGGUUGCUGGCUUAGAGAAAGAAAAAUACCUCGUGAAGUUCAAGAAUAUCCUCCAUGUCAUUUAUUUUAUAAUUUUAUUUGAUUCUACAGCCCAUCAGAAGAAGCAGAUGCUGUCUUUAUCUGUUCAACAACAUGAAGAGGGACUACAUAAAAAAGAAUUUCAAGGAUUUACAUAAUUAUUUGAGUGAUGUACUAUAACGGUUGAACAUAACAAAAACAAUUCGCAAAUACUCAAUUGAUAAACAUCUAAGAGCUAUUGGCUUUGAGUUUGACUCUAGACCUGUUACUAAUAUGCUUAAACAUGAUCAUGAUAAUGAUGAAGAAUAUGGUGAAGGAUCUGUUGCAUUAAACGGAUGCAAUUUCGAUAGAAUUUCUCAUCAGUAUGUGAUCAUACAAUUUUGAAGUUUAUGUUUGUUUUCGUUUGUUUUUAACACGAUAGUAUUCGUCUUGUGUAAGGUAAUUUCAGAUUUAUGUUGAAUUAUUUAUAUGAUAUCAACAUUUUGUUUGGCAAAAUUUUAUUAGGAUUUUAUAUGUAUUAUUAUUUCAAUAUUUUAUUUAGAC